Messenger RNA from Musca vetustissima, 1623 nucleotides. Its product is annotated as luciferin 4-monooxygenase-like. The record is from RefSeq and is a predicted model, not a curated record. The transcript is spliced from 5 exons. Gene Ontology annotation, biological process: long-chain fatty acid metabolic process; fatty-acyl-CoA biosynthetic process. Gene Ontology annotation, molecular function: long-chain fatty acid-CoA ligase activity. The coding region runs from base 1 to 1623 and encodes 540 amino acids. NCBI's taxonomy places the organism in Eukaryota, Metazoa, Arthropoda, Insecta, Diptera, Muscidae.
AUGACUGCUUUCGAUACUGUUUACGAUAAACAUAAUAAAAUAUGGAAGGGUCCCAGUAUUGCACCACUUUACGAUAUUGAACAUCAUUCGAUGGGCACGAUUAUUUUCAAUCAUAUGAAAAUGAAUCCUAGGAAUAUAUUACAGAUCGAUGCCUUUGAUGGAAAAACAGUAACAAGUGGAGAAGUCCUCACCUGGGGCAUACGCAUAGCCAUGCAUUUAAAAAAAUUGCGAAUGCUCAAAGACGAUAUUGUGGGUAUUUCGGCUCGUAACACCACCUAUUUGACACCGCUUGUAUUGGGAUGUCUCUUCAAUUGUAAUCCUCUGCAUGCUGUCAAUCCGAAUUUUCAAGAAGCCGCCAUAACCCACUGCUUUGGCAUCACCAAGCCUCAAAUAAUUUUCUGUGAUGGUCGGGAUUAUGAGAAAAUUCGCAAAGUGACGAAUUCCUUCAAGCCCACAAUUUAUACCCUAUGCGAACACAUUGAGGGUGUGCCAACGGUUAUGGAUCUAUUGGAACCCACAAAAAUGGAACGUUUUUAUCAACCUGAACCCUUGACCUUGGGCGCCGACCAGACCUUUGCCAUUCUGUGCUCUUCGGGUACCACAGGGUUACCAAAAGCAGUUACCUUAUCGUCGCCAAAAAUUAAAGUUGAAUUCACCUCCGCAACGGUGGAUGAUGUCUACUACACCACCAGUGGCAUUGACUGGGCCAGCGGCCUCAUGUCACUGCUACAAAAUUGUUAUGUCGGCACCACUCGUAUUGUUUCCCGAACUCCCUUUAAUGCUGGCGAAUUUGUUGAGCUGGUGAAAAAAUAUAAAAUAACCUCCACAAUAUUGGCUCCCGUUCAAUUGGUCGAACUUGUCGGCUGUCCAACAUUUACCACUGAAAACGUGGCCAGUCUGAAGUUUAUUCUCUUCGGUGGAGGUUAUGUUUCCAAACAACUUGUUCAACAAUUACAAAAAAUAUUACCCCAGUGUGCCAUCUGUAUAAUGUAUGGACUGACGGAGACAGGUGGUGUCACCAUUGAUAUUUGUGAAAAAUACAAUCACUCGGUAGGGAAACUCCUACCCAAUGUCCAGCUGAGAAUUAUGGAUGCUGAUGGCCGCAAUUUGGGUCCCAAUGAAACGGGAGAAAUUCUCGUACACCUACCAUACAACUGGGCGGGAUAUUAUGGCAAUCCCAUUGAGACACAGCGAAUGUAUGAUUCUCUGGGAUGGUAUCACACGGGAGAUUUGGGCUAUAUGGAUGAUUCGGGUUAUCUGUAUAUUGUCGAUCGUAAAAAGGAUAUUUUGAAAUAUAAUGGUCUGCAUUAUUGGCCUGGGGAGAUUGAGAAUGCCAUUCGAGAACUACCUGAUGUUGUGGAUUGUUGUGUGGUGGGCGUAUUCGAUGAGCGUUAUGGUGAUGUGGCGGGUGCCUUGGUAUUAAAGAAAAGUGGAAGUAAUUUAACAUCCGAAAAAAUUGUCGAACAUGUUCGCAAUCGUUUGGUGGAACCUCAAAAGCAACUACAUAAUGGUGUAUUCUUCGUUGACAAAUUGCCACAGAAUAAUAAUGGUAAAAUUCUGAAGCGAGGAGCUAAAGAAGUACUGAAAUCUUUAUUGGAACAAUCGGUAUCGGUAGAUCGUUAA